Messenger RNA from Trifolium pratense (red clover), 1638 nucleotides. RefSeq names its product WAT1-related protein At4g08300-like. The transcript has 7 exons. The record is from RefSeq and is a predicted model, not a curated record. Gene Ontology annotation, cellular component: plasma membrane. Bases 247 to 1425 code for a protein of 392 amino acids. Gene Ontology annotation, molecular function: transmembrane transporter activity. Lineage: Eukaryota; Viridiplantae; Streptophyta; Magnoliopsida; Fabales; Fabaceae.
AUGAAUAUAAGUUUUGUUUUGUAAAAUGGAUAAGGGGAUCUAUAAGGUGAAAAAUUGAGGUGAGAGAAUUAGUGGCACUAAGUGCCGGUGUUGUGUGAAAUUGGAGCUUCUCUUUUUUUCUUUUAAAUAAUAAUUUUGCUUUUUUGAUCUAUAAAAGCCCAUUUUGCAUUUUGCAUUGUCACCCACAAACUCACAAUUCACAUAACAUAUAGUUUUGUUUGUGUGCUUUGUUGUGUGUGUCAUAAAAUGGAGGACCAAAAUGUUAAUGGUAAAUUAAGCAAUGGAUUAUUAUUUCGCAAGUUGAAACCAUAUCUUGCUAUUUUGUCCCUUCAAUUUGGUUACUCGGGGAUGUACAUCAUUACUAUGGUUUCUUUUAAACAUGGUAUGAGUCAUUGGAUUCUCUCCGUGUACCGUCAUGUUGUUGCCGCAAUCAUAAUAACACCUUUCGCCCUUGUUCUCGAAAGAAAAAUAAGGCCAAAGAUGACUCUCCCCAUCUUCUUGAGGAUAGUGGCACUAGGUUUCCUUGAGCCAGUGCUAGAUCAAAAUUUGUACAACAUGGGAAUGAAGAUGACUUCAACAACGUUUGCAUCUGCCACAGUUAAUGUUCUUCCAGCCAUUACUUUUAUAAUGGCACUCACUUUCAGGUUGGAGUCAGUGAAUUGGAAAAAAUUUCAUAGCGUAGCCAAAGUAAUUGGAACGGUUAUAACCGUUUCAGGAGCUAUGGUUAUGACUUUAUACAAAGGCCCCGCGUUUCAGAUCAUAAAGGGAGGGGGAGCCAUUGACCACCACGGAGGUGCUGCCAAUGACGAACCAUCUGACCAAAAUUGGGUGAUGGGCACAGUAAUGCUCAUAUCAAGUUGUUGCAGUUGGGCUGGAUUCUUUAUUUUGCAAUCAUUCACUUUGAAGAAGUACCCAGCAGAGCUAUCACUCACAGCUUGGAUAUGCUUGAUGGGUAUUAUUGAGGGUUCAAUUGCAUCACUUAUAUUUGAAAGGGACAUGAGUGUGUGGAUCAUAGGUUGGGACUCAAGGCUUCUUGCUUGUGUUUAUUCUGGUGUGAUAUGCUCUGGAAUGGCAUAUUAUGUACAAGGAGUUGUAACUAGGGAACGUGGACCAGUAUUUGUGACUUCUUUUAGUCCACUAUGUAUGAUUAUCACUGCUGCAUUAGGUUCUCUUGUCUUGGCUGAACAAGUUCAUCUUGGAAGUAUAUUUGGAGCUAUUCUGAUUGUAACUGGACUUUACACUGUGGUGUGGGGAAAAAGCAAAGAUCGUCGUGAAAGCACAAAAGAAAUAGGGAAAGGUGAAGAACAAGAUCAAUUGCCAAUAAAGAAUGGAACAAAAUCAGAAUCAAACAUUUUGGAUGUAAUUGAGAUUAAUGUUCCAGCUGAAAAAUUGAAAAAAGGGGCAGCAAAAAAUGUUCCAACAUAAGCAUGAUCAUGAAGAUCUAAUAAUUAUAGUUUAUAUAUCAAUCAAUUUUACCUAUCUGCUAGAGGUUAUGAAAGAUUUUCUGCGGUGUGAAAAUCUUUUUUAAUUUACCUUCCUAAGUAGCUUUACUUUUAUUUUGUUACCUUAACUUUUUUAUGUGUUUCUGAAAGUAUAAUGUUGUUAAUCAAAUAAUGCAAUAUAAUGCCUUUGUCUCUC